AUGUACAAAUUCGUCGCACUCUUUGCUCUCCUCAACGCCACCUUGGUCUCGUCCGUUGCUCUUACCCCGAGAGCGCCAGCUGCUACCGUCGCACACAAGGGCCUCUUCAGCGACGUGGCGAACGCGAUCUUAGUCUUCACCACAUGCAACGAAGUCAACCUGCAAAACUGUCUGACUUGGACGUCUACCACUUUACCUGUCGGUUGCACUAGCCUCAUCGCCAAUGGGCAGGGCGACCUUGUAGAAAGUGUAGCAACUCCAAGUGGUAUCGAAUGUACCCUUUUCACUGGAGAGGCUUGCACUGGCACGUCGCAGCUGAUCAACGGUACUAUCGACGAUUUGAGCGUUGUCGGCUUUUCCAAGAUUGCGAACUCGUUUACCUGCCAAUCUAGCUAG
This is a messenger RNA of Lentinula edodes (shiitake mushroom), 396 nucleotides long. RefSeq lists its product as uncharacterized. The coding region runs from base 1 to 396 and encodes 131 amino acids. The transcript has 2 exons. The record is from RefSeq and is a predicted model, not a curated record. Lineage: Eukaryota; Fungi; Basidiomycota; Agaricomycetes; Agaricales; Omphalotaceae.